AUGUUGAAUUUAAACCAACAUUUCUCCAUAGUUCACUACCUUCACCCAAAAACGAAGUCCAAGCUUUUCAGUGAAGAAUAAUGGAGAAUAACAACAGUGGGAGAAAGGAGGCAAUAGAACAAGAGCUAAUAAGAGGCCGUGACGUGGCAAAACAGCUACUCGAAGUACUUAUUAUUCAUAAAUCCAAUAGAAAUGAAGAAGGAAUUGAAAGGUCAAUGGUGAUGAUGCCUUUUAUUGAAGAUGCUGUGAGCAAGAUUCUCAUAUCAUUCACAAACACCCUCUUGCUAUUCAACAGGGACACCCAACAUAACCGCUCUGAUGAGGAGGGUAAUCAUAUUCAUCAAGGUUGCAAGAAAAGUAAGAGACCACCAACCCUAUGCUACAAGAGAAAAUCAUUUGCACCAACUUGGAGCAUCGACAACGCGAUUCUAUCAGAGGAUGGGCUUGAAUGGAGAAAGUAUGGACAGAAAAAGACAAAGGACUGCAGAUAUAUAAGGAGCUACUACAAGUGCAGUUACAAGAAUGAAGAAGAUUGCAAAGCCAUCAAACAUGUUCAAAGAAUCCAAGAGGAUCCUCCAUUAUACCGUACAACCUAUUCUGGCCAUCACACUUGCAAAAGCUCUUUUGUCAAUUACCCUCACAUGAAACUUGAAUCUGCUCCUUCUUUAGGGUCUUCUAAAUUACUAAGUUUUAAUAAUAAUUAUUAUUAUAACAAUAAUACCCUUCAAAGCAAAGAGAUGAAACACCUUUCAUCAUCAAUUUCUUCUACAAAACAAGAGCCUGUGGAAGUGACUAUUCCUAAUGAUGACCAUAAUCAAAUCCAUCUUCUGAGUGACUGUGAGCUUGAUUUCGAUAUUCCACCGAAUCUGUUGCAUUCGAAAUUUUAUGGGGGAUGA
This is a messenger RNA of Arachis stenosperma, 896 nucleotides long. RefSeq names its product probable WRKY transcription factor 70. Lineage: Eukaryota; Viridiplantae; Streptophyta; Magnoliopsida; Fabales; Fabaceae. Gene Ontology annotation, biological process: regulation of DNA-templated transcription. Bases 81 to 896 code for a protein of 271 amino acids. The record is from RefSeq and is a predicted model, not a curated record. Gene Ontology annotation, molecular function: sequence-specific DNA binding; DNA-binding transcription factor activity. The transcript has 3 exons.